Cucurbita moschata (crookneck pumpkin) is the source of this 1050-nucleotide messenger RNA. RefSeq lists its product as uncharacterized. Gene Ontology annotation, molecular function: ubiquitin-protein transferase activity; zinc ion binding. Gene Ontology annotation, biological process: protein ubiquitination. The transcript is spliced from 7 exons. NCBI's taxonomy places the organism in Eukaryota, Viridiplantae, Streptophyta, Magnoliopsida, Cucurbitales, Cucurbitaceae. The coding region runs from base 310 to 1005 and encodes 231 amino acids. The record is from RefSeq and is a predicted model, not a curated record. Gene Ontology annotation, cellular component: membrane.
UGCAUAAUUAAUACAAUAAAUCUGAUCUAAUUUUUUCUCCCAAACAUUUAUAAUUAAAAUCAUAAAUGAUAUGUUAUUUUCGCGCAUCACAGGGAGUUAUCUGACUCGACUUCCUUCCAUGUGUUGGUAGUCUGUUGAAGUAUUCAAUCACAAUUCAUAAGCGAACCCCAAGGGUGAUUUGGGAAAUUCAUACUCCCUUUCGUUUAUUUAAAGCUGAGAAUCCACAAAAGAGGGAAGAACACCCAGAAAAACGGAGAGUUUGUUUUGAAUAAAAACAGAGCAUUUUGAACAACAACAACAACAACAAAAAUGGGCCAAGUGUCUCUAUACGUAGAGGAGUUCCAAUUCCAAACGUCCUACCAAGUCUCACGCUGUAGGAUCUGCCACGAAGACGAACUCGAAACUGCCCUCCAACUCGAAGCCCCCUGUUCCUGUUCUGGCACCAUUAAGUUCGCUCACAGAGAUUGUAUUCAGAGAUGGUGCACUGAAAAAGGCAGCACAGUCUGUGAAAUUUGUCUCCAGAAUUACGAACCAGGCUACACGUCACCUUCUAAGAAGCCUCAACGCGGCGAUCCAGGUGUCACUAUCAGGGAUAGUUUGCAAAUCCCUAGAAACGAGGAAGAAGAGGCGGCAGAGCCAGCGUCGCCACCCGCAGACGGCGGCGCGUCGGACUCCACUUGCUCCACCACCACUGACCGUGGUGCUUCCUGCUGUAAAUCCGUGGCUCUCACUUUUACUUUAAUGUUGUUGGCGAGACAUUUCUAUGAAGUAGUUACUAUUGACACUGCACAGUACCCAUUUACACUUGCCACUGUUCUGAUUUUAAGAGCUAGUGGGAUUAUUUUUCCUAUGUACGUGAUAAUUCGAACGAUUAGUGUCAUUCAAAACAGUGCUCGUCAGAAUCGGUAUCGGUAUCAGAACGAGGAGGAAUCUGAUGUUGACAGUGAUGACGAUGAUAUCUCGAGGUUUGAAGAGGAUGAUAGAAGGGUGCAUCAUAUUGUCUAAUACAGACACUCAUUAUUUGGUUAAGGAUCGUAGUCAAUUUUUGUA